AUGCGCGAGCAGGAGGCGGAGCGAAGCGGGGCCACUCCGCGGCAAUCGCAGUCCUCUCCAGGGGAGAGCCAGGUUCUGGCCCUGGUUCGGCGGGAGAUGGCGGCCUUCCAGGCUCGGUUCUCUGUCCUGGAGGGCAGAGUUCUGCGCCCUCCCCUCGCGGCGCCGAAGCCCCAAGCAGCCCAAAGGGCCUCUUAUGCGGCUGCGGCAGCAUCUGCUCCGAGUGAGCCCCCUGUCGCAGCGGCGAUCGGACCGCCCAGGAGGGCAGCCACCCAGCCGAAGCCAAAGGCCGCAACGGCGGUCCGGGCGCAGAGGACCCCGGUGCCACCCCCAGCACCGGUCCCGUCGUCAGCACCAGUGGCGAGACGCCCCCCAAAGCCGACUCCGUCGGCGAGUACUUCUCCUCCCACUCAAUCCAAGUGGCAGGUGGUGGGGGAGAAGAAGAAGAGAGGGAAGGCGGCGAGAAAGAAAGCCCAAAGGCAGCGCCGCAAGGAGCGAGCCGUCGCGGCUCAACUACGCGCCCCUAAGACCGCGGUUGCGACCAGGGGCAAGGGUCGGGCGUCCGUCGUCGCCACAGCCGCCAUCUCCGCGGUGGCCACUGCCGCAGCUCCCGCGGCCGCCGCCACCUCCAAUGAUGCCGUCGCUGCCGGCGAAGUCGCCGCUGCUGCUGCCGCGGUGCCCGCUUCUGGGCCUGAAGAGGAAUAA
Molecule: messenger RNA, 702 nt
Organism: Helicoverpa zea (corn earworm)
Lineage: Eukaryota; Metazoa; Arthropoda; Insecta; Lepidoptera; Noctuidae
Product: nematocyst expressed protein 3-like
Exons: 2
Coding region: 1-702 (233 amino acids)
Source: RefSeq, a predicted model, not a curated record